Onychostoma macrolepis is the source of this 4170-nucleotide messenger RNA. RefSeq lists its product as uncharacterized. Gene Ontology annotation, molecular function: TFIIIC-class transcription factor complex binding. Gene Ontology annotation, cellular component: transcription factor TFIIIB complex. Bases 135 to 4025 code for a protein of 1296 amino acids. The record is from RefSeq and is a predicted model, not a curated record. The transcript is spliced from 22 exons. Lineage: Eukaryota; Metazoa; Chordata; Actinopteri; Cypriniformes; Cyprinidae. Gene Ontology annotation, biological process: RNA polymerase III preinitiation complex assembly.
AGGAGAAGAAACGUUCGUUCCGGGCCUCACACCUCACACAGUGCGCAUGUCCAGUAGCAUACAGCAAGCAUGGAGGACGUGAGCCGCUGAAGAUUUUACCAUAAAAUCACCCUGGGAUACCAAAUAAAAGAAACAUGAUACGCAGAUCGAGAAUUAGUGUUCGGCCCAAUGUAAAGCCCAUAGGCCGCGCUCAGACAGCCUCUCGAGAUGCAUCUGUAGAUAAUGUUCAGGCUUCUGCUGACUUCACUCCAUCUGAGGGGUCAGAGGUCACGGUUGAUAAGUUACCUAUAGCAGCUUUGGAGAGGAUCAACGAGGAAGCUUCUCAGAGCAGCUGCCCUAGUGACCAGUUGGAGGCCACUAAACAUGGAGAGGAUGCAGCAUCUAAAAGUUCUGAUGCCCAGGAUUCAACAAGCACCUCUGAGACUUCUGGCCCUCAGAGGAGGAAACGCUUCACAGCUCUGCCCAACCUGGCCAAACCACGAGCCUCUCCAGCCUCUUCUAGGACUCCUAAAUCCCCAUCCAAGUCCCCUGUAAAACCAGUAACACCCAGUCAACCUGAAACCUCAACCCCCACUGAAGAGUCUUCCCUUCAGAUACCUGCGCCUGUCCAUAACCCCAGGCUUCCUGUAAGACGGAGACCUUCUGGAGGAGGCAGACAGGCCAAAGUUCUGCCCAUCCCUGCAGCCCCUCAGCAGAAUGACCAAGAGAUGCAAAAGGAUGGGGGAUUGGAGGACACACUUGUGCCAUUGACCAUUCAGCAAGGGGAGUCCCAACAUCCACUUAUAACUUCUCAACCUGAUACCGUUUUGGUCAGUGAAAACCCUCCGGCUCUUUCUGCUGUGGAAGACGUGGUUGUACAACAGGAGAGUGAUUCUCCCAGCCAGAGCCAAAUGGAUCUGUUAAGAGAAAGACUUAAUAAACUUAAGACGCCAUCGAAGAUUCUCAACUCCUUGAAAUCACUGAACGACCCAGCAGACAUGGUCAGGUUAGCUCAGGCACGGAAACUUCGGGAGCUUCUUAAAAAAGAAAUGAACAAACAAAAGGAAGACAAGAAGAAACCCAAGUUGGGAAUCAAAGAAUUCAAGGCACCCAAAGACCACACCAAAAUGACCAUGAGAGAGCUGAUCUAUUACCUGCCUGUUUCCAACCCAAUGAAGUCUUUCACAGAAGAGGAGCAGAAAGAGACGGUAUUAGAUGACUCUCCUACACCAACGUCUUCUAAGACUCCAGCUCCUCCAUCAGUUCAGGAGACAGUUGUAGAAGAUGUUGGUAAUGAAGAAGAUGAGGAAAGAAUGGAAGAAACCCAGCUGGAGGAGGAAGAGCCUCUUCUAGUGCCCAGGGUGAAGGUGGCGGAGGAUGGCUCUCUGAUUAUAGACGAGGAGAGUUUAACAGUUCAGGUGUCAAGGGCAAAAGGACCCAAUCCGGCAGAAGACAGAGAUCCUAUAUUUGAACGUGGCUCUACCACCACCUACUCCAGCUUUAGGAAGGGCACCUACACCAAACCCUGGUCCAGUGGAGAGACUGAAAUGUUUUACUUGGCCAUCAGCAUGGUGGGGACAGACUUCUCCAUGAUUGGUCAGCUGUUUCCACACCGAGCUCGAAUAGAGAUUAAGAACAAGUUCAAGAAAGAAGAGAGAAAUAACUCAUGGAGAAUAGAUAAAGCUUUCAAGGAGAAGCGGCGUUUGGAUCUAGAUUUCUUCAAACAAUUAAUGGAGCAGAUCCUAAAAAAUGAGCAAAAUAAGAAAAACAAAAACAAAGAGCUUGUCAAGUUGGCUAAAGCACAGAGGAGAGUCCAAAGGAAAGUGAGAGCAGCUAAAAGAAAGGAAAUGGACUCUUCAUCGGAUUCGGACAGUGAUGUGGUGGCUGGAGAAAAGGAGAAUGAGGACCUCUCAAAUGAUGGAGGAAGUGAUACCACUCCAAAGAAACGCAGAGGAAAAUGGACGAAUACUCCAGACAGGAGAAUUAAGAAGACAAAUGGAGAGGCUGAAAUAGAUGAACCUGAGGACUGUGAAAAUCCUACUUCUGAUGGCCAGUCACAAGAUGACAGUAGAUACACGAGUCCUGCUAUUAAACCGGCUCAGCUCAAAGGUCGACCCCAGAGACCGAUCCCAGACCUCAGCCGCAGAUGGGGGAACAGGUGCCCUGUGCCCAAAGGCAAAGAGAACGGGACCUCAGCCGGGGAGGAGAGUAAAAUGGAUAAGUUAAAGGUGCCUUCAGCCUCUAUAAAAGAGAAGAAGCAGUCUGCAGUUCUCCUUGAAUUGGAAGAUUUAGAGGAAGAACCUGAUCUGAGUGCUGUUCAAGAACAGAUAUUCAAUAAACCAACCAGGUCAGGAAGGAUCCCUAAGCUCUCUCAGCAUGUAAUACAGGCAGCAGCAGAUGAAGAGGAAGAUGAGGAAGAGCUCUCUGAUCUUCCUGUGUCUUCCAAAGUUCAUGAUCAGGACAUUAAGGCACCUGGCCGGAGAGCUAAAUUAAAACCAGGUCCCAGAUUGAAGCAGGGCAUGCCUAGGAGGGGGAAAUCUAGACUGGUGACCUUACUGGCCUCUGGAACUGAAGAUGGUGAUGAGGAAGAGGAAGUAGAAGAAUCUGUCCUGAGCCAGGAAGACUUUCCUUCAAAUCCUGAAGAGGAAAACCAGGCGUUUGUGCCAAUGAGUCUACGUCCUCUACCGCCUGUUGAUUCAGAGGUGGUAGAAACCAUGGAAGAGUUGGACAUAUCUGUGAAUGUGCCUGAUAUCCUGGGCACAUCCCAGAAUGCUUUGUGCCCCGAGUUGUCAUAUGAUCAGGCCAUGGUGCCUGCUGGUCCUGUCCCUUGUGAACACCAGUUGGACCUGCUUGUUGAUGUCAUAGAGUUUCUUGACCCAGACCACAUGGAAGUAUGUAAAGAGAUCAACAAUGAAGCAGCCCAGACUCUUCUGACCAUUGGGAACUCCGCUCAGAUGAUCCAGACAUCAGAAAUGCCCCGUACAAGUGGAAAUGAUGUUGUUGAACAGUCGAACAUUGUACAUGAAGAGGUCGUCCAUGAGGAAGUUAUCACAGAAACAGCCGUCAUGUCCGCUUCUUCUGUAAGCUGCGAGUCAGGGACAAAACGUGACGUUGAACUUUUGAGCUGUGAAACUCAUAUUCCAGAACCUUCUGCUGAAAAAACCUCCACCCAGAAAGAAGAACCAGUCAAAUCACAGACAACCGAUGCUCAUCCUGCUCCCAUUCAACAUGAGACACAGGUUCCACCAAGCAAAAGAGGUCGAUUCUCCAAACCCAAACCCAAUAUUGGUCAAGGUUUGAGAACUAGACGAGCUCCACAGCAACAAAUCUCUCCAGAACUUGGCACAGGUUCUUUGGGGAUCUCUAAGUGUCCAUCUUCCACAGAACAGGAUAAAAAUGCAAUGCAAGAAGACUCUGUUCCUGUGGAUCACCUGCCAGACUCCUCUACCAUCUACCCUGAGGUACUACAGCCGGAUACAUCAUCUGAAAGAAGAGAAGACAGUCCCAAAGUCAUUCCUGAAAGAGUGUAUAAAGAAAAUAAUGGAUCUGUCUCAUCUUUGAAGAGAAAGAAUGAUGAUAUAAUCACAGAGGAAAAUAUAAAAGAACAAGAACGGGCGAGAUCAGAGCCACAGCUGACUAGAAGUGUGAACGAGUCUCAGAGCACAUCAGUUGAGCCCUCUAAACCUGUCAGGAGGUACCGUGGACCCAAACCAAUACCAAACCUGACUCAGACAUCCAGACGCGCACAGACACAAAGCAGCACGACAUCAACCAUAGCAGUAUUAAAUGAGAAACCGUCUGCUGCUCAGCCUUCCACGGCCACUUUCACUAAAAGUCCUGAAGAGGGUGCUGUAGUUACCACAGAACUUGUGGUAUCCAAAAGUGCAGCUCAACAAGAGGGGGCAUCGAGCAUUGAAUCAGCCGAGAUAGUCAAAGCUGUCACCCGCCAGUUGUUUCUGAAAACGAGUCCAGACAGAAAACUGUGGUCAUGCUGGAUGAGAACAAUAGAACUAAUCCUGAGGAAGUUUGUGAAGGCAGCACUGUGAAACAUCCUGGAUGUAAAUCAGAAGACAUGAAAGACACGUCUGCUGAGCCCACGCCUGAGGAACCGGUGUUUAUACUGUCUCUCACAGAAAUCCCACCCACUUUAGAUGAGGGGACGGGCCUUCGGACAGAGCUCCUCCCACCUGC